UCCCAAACUGGCAACUUGCACACAUUGUUCAGGGGGAGGCGCUGGUCCGAAGUAGUUUCUGGAAAGAAUCGCAUGCGUGCACCAUGGAGAAAGUGUCAGCAUUGAAAGACCAGGGCAACAAGGCGCUGAGUGCGGGAAACAUCGAUGAAGCUGUCCGUUGCUACACCGAGGCCUUGGCUCUGGAUCCAUCAAACCAUGUGCUGUUCAGCAACCGCUCUGCUGCCUACGCCAAAAAGGGCAACUAUGAGAACGCUCUCCAGGACGCCGUUCAGACCAUCAAGAUCAAGCCCGACUGGGGCAAGGGGUACUCCCGCAAAGCUGCCGCUCUGGAGUUUCUCGGCCGGCUAGAGGAGGCCAGAGUGACGUACCAGGAGGGGCUCCGCAAAGAGCCCAACAACCAGCAGCUGAAGGAGGGUUUGCAGAAUAUCGAAGCUCGGCUUGCAGAGAAAUCAAUGAUGAAUCCCUUUGCCAUGCCCAACUUGUAUCAGAAGCUUGAGAACGAUCAUCGGACCCGUGAGCUUCUAACGGAUCCCAGCUACAGAGAACUGCUGGAGCAGCUCAGGAACAAACCGUCGGAGCUUGGCACGAAGCUGCAGGAUCCAAGAGUAAUGACGACUCUCUCUGUUCUCCUGGGGUUGAACCUAUCAGAGAUGGAGGAGGAAGAGGAACCCGCCCCCUCUCCUCCCAAACCCAAAGAGACCCCAGCACCUCCUCCCAAGGAGGAAGAUCUCCCUGAAAACAAAAAGAUGGCUUUGAAGGAAAAGGAACUGGGGAAUGCUGCAUACAAGAAUAAAGACUUUGAAAAGGCACUGAAACAUUAUGAUCAGGCACUUCAGCACGACCCGACCAACAUGACAUACAUGUCUAAUCAAGCAGCUGUCUAUUUUGAGAUGGGAGAGUUUGAAAAGUGUAGAGAGCUGUGUGAGAAGGCCAUUGAUGUCGGCCGAGAAAACAGAGAAGAUUACAGACAAAUAGCAAAGGCCCUGGCUCGAAUCGGCAACUCGUACUUUAAACAAGAGAAAUACAAAGAAGCUAUCCAAUACUUUAACAAGAGUUUGACUGAGCACCGGACUCCUGAUGUGUUGAAGAAAUGUCAACAGGCAGAGAAGAUUUUAAAGGAGCAAGAAAAACUAGCCUAUAUCAACCCAGAACUGGCGCUUGAAGAGAAGAACAAGGGCAAUGAUGCCUUCCAGAAAGGAGACUAUCCCUUAGCCAUGAAACAUUACACUGAGGCCAUUAAGAGAAACCCCAAUGAUGCCAAACUGUACAGUAACAGAGCUGCCUGCUACACAAAGCUUCUGGAGUUCCAGCUUGCCCUGAAGGAUUGUGAAGAAUGCAUCAAACUUGAGCCCAAUUUCAUUAAAGGCUACACACGUAAGGGAGCUGCAUUGGAGGCCAUGAAAGACUUUUCCAAAGCUAUGGAUGCAUACCAGAAGGCAUUAGAGCUGGAUUCAUCCUCAAAGGAAGCCACAGAAGGCAUGCAGCGCUGCAUGGUCAGCCAAACCAUGAGGAACGACAGCCCAGAGGAGGUGAAGAAAAGAGCCAUGGCCGACCCGGAGGUCCAGCAGAUCAUGUCCGACCCAGCCAUGCGCAUGAUCCUCGAACAGAUGCAGAAGGACCCGCAGGCACUCAGCGACCACUUAAAGAAUCCGGUCAUCGCUCAGAAGAUACAGAAACUCAUCGAUGUUGGACUGAUAGCCAUCCGCUGAUGUGGAACCAGUAUCCAUGUAUGUAAAGAAGUUCUAAGACACCAGUGGAACCAAACGCAGAUUCUUCUAAAAAUGAUACAUCUGAUCUUUCUUGCCUUUUAAAUUCAAGAUUAUAGUUCCCUCGGCCUGACUGGGACAUUUGUCUGUAUUAUGAUUAUUUUUUCUCUUUUUUUUUAUUUGUGUUCACAACUUUGACAUUGUGUUGGGAAGCAGAGAAAAAAAAGCAUCUAGUAAUAUACUCUGGAAAACUUCAGCACUCCAGACAACAUCAACUAAAAAAAAAGAAGAAGCAAAUUCACAUGUAAAGAUGCUGUGAGACAUCAAUAAACAUCACAAUGCAGUACGACAUUAUGCUCGGUGUUUGAAGGGGAAAUCUACGCCAGAAGCUGUUUUUACUGUGUCCAUGCUGGUUCAUGCUUGAAAUGUAAGUUUUAAACAUUUCUUAUUGAUACGACAUGCGAGUUCAUGAAAAGCGUGUGGUGUAAUCCUGGUUUAUUAGCUUUAUUUUCCUCCGUUUCCUCUUUUUGUCAUGCUUUGACAGAUAUUAUGAAACUCUGAAUCCACCCUGUUCCUCAUUCAAAGUGUAAAUCUGCUUAAAACGCAUUGAAAUGUCAGCUACUGCAGUUUGUCAAGUAACCUUGGACUUUAAAUUUGUAGCUCUUCCUGUCUGACAAAUUUUUUUUUCUGCUGCACUGACUAAUAUCUGAGCAUAUUGGGAACACAAGGAAUGGAUUUUCCUGCAGGAUCAUAGCUUAAUCUCAUUGGUUAACCUUGUAUUAUUUGAGCUUUUAAAUGUGACAAAUGGUAGAAAAUGUUUAACGUACUUGCUGCAGUUUAAUUGAUAGGACGGUAUUUCUAAUUCCAACAGGAAAUGAAGGGAUUCUCUACAUUUCUUCAUCUAAACAUCUGUUUCUCAUCUUGUCAGUUAUACUAAACCCAAAACAAAGGGCUUCAGAGAGCUUGCUAAUGUAUCAUUACAUUUUUCUUUUUUUUAAAAAAUAGGUUUGAGAUAUUUUUUCACAAAAUACUUGACCUGCAGACUUUUAGAAUUUCUUUUUAUUUUAUGUUGACUAAACGGUUCAUCACAAAGACUCACCUACUGAAAACAUCUAUUGAUUGAUUCUGUAUUGUAGCCUCCGGUGCGUUUUAAUAGAGUUUUGGCACAACCUGCUGGUAGUUUAAGAGAGAAUUACACCAGGAAAAGUCGUUCUUGAAGUUUGCCCAAUCUGUUCUUAAUGCUUUGCUUCGCAGACGUUAGCGACCGGUUUCUUCAUGGUUCAGUCGGCUUGACUUCGACCGCUGAAGCAUAAAUACAUGUUUAUAUUACAAUGGAUGAGUUUGCCACGUGUGGCUUUGGAUACCUCAACGUCUCAAGUUUCGCUGUGUAUUUGUGCCACCGUUUCAGAGUGGGAUUCAUAUGUUUUGUCUUUGCAUCGUCACUCUAGGGGCAUUUCUCUGCAGUUUUCUGUUAUUGUGGACUGCAGAUAUCAGGAUUUGUUUAUUCUCCCCCGUCUGGUCCUUAUUUUGUAAUAAACCACAUGCAACAAUUGUAUUAGUCCCAGGAAAGUCAUGUACUAUUGGAAAUUAGCUGUAAACUAAAAUACAGAUUAUCUGAAUGUAUGUUAA
Xiphophorus maculatus (southern platyfish) is the source of this 3335-nucleotide messenger RNA. It is a transcript of the gene stip1, whose product is annotated as stress induced phosphoprotein 1. Lineage: Eukaryota; Metazoa; Chordata; Actinopteri; Cyprinodontiformes; Poeciliidae. Bases 84 to 1709 code for a protein of 541 amino acids. The transcript has 14 exons. Gene Ontology annotation, molecular function: Hsp90 protein binding. The record is from RefSeq and is a predicted model, not a curated record.